AUAAGCACACCGGCCACUUUGCAGGGCGUCACGGCCUACACGCCCCCUCGUCUCUCGGACGGCGGCGUCUAGCCUCGGGGCGCUCGGCCGCCCCGCCCUCUCCGGGGGAGGAGUCAAGAAGAGACUGCCCAAUAGGGCCGGCUUGACCCGCGAACAGGCGAGGGUUCCCGGGGGAGCGGCGCGCCAGAAGGCCCCUCCCAGGAGCCGAGGGACAGCCCAGAGGAGGCGUGGCCACGCUGCCGGCGGAAGUGGAGCCCUCCGCGAGUGCGGGAGGCCGCCGAGGCAGGCGGGAAAACCGGACAGUAGGGGCGGGGCCUGGCCUGGGCGGCGAUGGGGAUGCGGGAGCACUACGCGGAGCUGCACCCGUGCCCGCCGGACAUUGGGGAUGCGGAGCAGCGGCAGCGGGUAUGGCAGGCAGCCGGCGGGCCGGCCUCCAGCGCAGACAGCGUCAUGGCAGAGCAGGUGGCCCUGAGCCGGACCCAGGUGUGCGGGAUCCUGCGGGAAGAGCUGUUCCAGGGCGAUGCCUUCCAUCAGUCGGAUACACACAUAUUCAUCAUCAUGGGUGCAUCGGUGAGUCUCUCCUAGGCCCCAAUCUUAAAAGCCAGGAAGUGCCUGCUCCAUGCCUCAGCUUUUCCAACUAAUUGUUGCAGGACCACACAGGCUCUGCUAAGUUGAGCCCCUCCAUCCGCUCCUGCUAGUGUGCCAGGAUCAUCCCAGCUCUACCUGAUGUGCAUAUGCACUUGCAAGACUUUUUUUUUUUUGGAGACGGAGAUUCGCUCUGGUCGCUCAGGAUGGAGUGCAGUAGCCCAAUACUGGCUCACUGCGAUCUCGGCCUCUUGUAUUCAAGCGAUUCUCCUGCCUCAGCCCCCCC
This is a messenger RNA of Piliocolobus tephrosceles (Ugandan red Colobus), 871 nucleotides long. Its product is annotated as glucose-6-phosphate 1-dehydrogenase-like. NCBI's taxonomy places the organism in Eukaryota, Metazoa, Chordata, Mammalia, Primates, Cercopithecidae. The transcript has 2 exons. The record is from RefSeq and is a predicted model, not a curated record. The coding region runs from base 331 to 585 and encodes 84 amino acids.